UCUUAUAACUUUGAGUUUUAUUUCUCAGGCAUACGUAAUAGUGCAAUUGUAAUAGUAAGAAAAUGGGUAAUCCAGUAUGGAAACACAGUCCCCCUUGCAAAGCCCAUUUAUUAUUAGUCGAAAUAUUCGAGAAUGGAAAGCUCAAUGCAAAAACUACUCCCGAGGAAGCUUUUUUCCUUUCAUGCGGAGUUUUCAAAAUUUUCAUUGGUCGUCUUUUCCAACAAUUUUCGCCAGUUAAAGCUACUGAAUGGACUUGAGUUAAUUGACACAAAGAAAAAAUUGACAUUAGACGAUGCUGCGGGUUGCUCUUCUUCCAACUCGUCUGCUGGCAACUCUACUAAACGGUCUUGCUUUGAGGAAGACGAAGACGGGGUUGAAGAUGAUUUAGAAGACAGGGAUUCGAGGAUUACUUUCCAUAACUAUCCUCUGCUCAUCGAUAUAUACCAAGAUUCGGAAACCAUGGCAGAAAAAGUGUGUGUGUGUGUUUCAUUGCCUAGUGGCGUGGUUGAACCUAUUCAAUUAUCGCUUUUAGGCAGUGGCCCGGCUUCAACUACGGCCUCCUUUUGCUACACGUGCCCAAAACUUCUUUACACUGUCGAUGGCCUCUUCUCUUCUGAAAUGAAAGUCGAAACUGGAAAGCAAUCAACAAGUUCAAUGAUCGUGGGCUUAAAAUGCGAAUUUAAAAUAAAUCACAAUCACAGCAACGUUCAAAGUAUUCCAAUGGGAACUAAGAACAUAACACUCCCGAUUGCAGUCCAACCUUUUCUAAUUUUUGGACCAAACAUAAAAAUGUUUGUUAGUAAGUGAAAAAAGGCCAACUCGAAAAGGCCCUUAUUCUUUUUUGGAAUUUUGCUUUGACUUUUGUAUGGCGCCAACCCAAAAAAAUUAUUAAAUAAAAUAAAUAAAAAUAAUAAGAGAUUUUGAUUUUCUAAGA
Daphnia pulicaria is the source of this 934-nucleotide messenger RNA. RefSeq lists its product as uncharacterized. NCBI's taxonomy places the organism in Eukaryota, Metazoa, Arthropoda, Branchiopoda, Diplostraca, Daphniidae. The transcript has 2 exons. Bases 133 to 807 code for a protein of 224 amino acids. The record is from RefSeq and is a predicted model, not a curated record.